This is a messenger RNA of Oreochromis niloticus (Nile tilapia), 2797 nucleotides long. It is a transcript of the gene stat4, whose product is annotated as signal transducer and activator of transcription 4. Gene Ontology annotation, molecular function: DNA-binding transcription factor activity; DNA binding. The transcript has 24 exons. Lineage: Eukaryota; Metazoa; Chordata; Actinopteri; Cichliformes; Cichlidae. Bases 217 to 2433 code for a protein of 738 amino acids. The record is from RefSeq and is a predicted model, not a curated record. Gene Ontology annotation, biological process: regulation of DNA-templated transcription; signal transduction.
GGAGGAGGGGCCUUCUGAGUACCUGAGAACAGCCACUGAGGGGAAAUGAGCUCGCUUCCUGAUCUGAGAGGCACAUAUAAAAAACGAAAGUCAGCGCAAGGGAAACAAGUGCACAUGGUAGAUGAAAGCUGACGGGAAGGCAGCGCGGAAACAUCUCAGAGCACUCUUUGGUGAUAACGGGUGUGUGCAUCGCGUGGUGUCCGAAGGCACAGCAUCAUGAGCCAGUGGAAGCAGAUUCAACAGCUGGAGAUCAGACUCCUGGAACAGGUGGAUUACCUGUAUGACGAUAACUUCCCCAUGGACAUCAGGCAGGGGUUGGCCAGCUGGAUCGAGUCUCAGGACUGGGACACGGCGGUGAACGACGAGUCGAUGGCUGGCGUGCUCUUCACCAACCUGCUGACCCAGCUGGAGAGGGUGCGCUCGCAGGAGCAGAACUUUCUGCAACGACACAACAUGAAAAUAAUUCAGCAGCAGCUGCAACUGAAAUACGCCACCAAUCCUGCUGUAAUGGCCAGAGUCAUCUCCACCUGUCUCAGGGAAGAGCGCCGUAUUCUCUCCAGUGCCUGCAUGCAAGAACAGGGUCCUCUGGAGAAGUCUUUGCAGAACUCUGUGGCGUUUGAGAGGCAGAAGAACAUGGACAACAGAGUUGGGAUCAUCAGGGGCAGCGUGCAGUUGAUGGACCAGGCUGUGAAAUACAUCGAGGACAUGCAGGAUGACUUUGAUUUCCGCUACAAGACCCUGCAGUCUCGAGAAUCAACCGAUAGAAACUCUGACGUGAUGAAACAGGAAGUAACAAGACUACAGGAAAUGCUAAAUCGGCUUGACUUUAAAAGGAAGGAGAUUUUAUCAAAGAUGGAUGUUGUGAUCAAAGAGAUUGACGACCUGAUGACCUCUCAGCUCAACCCCGAGCUGCAGGACUGGAAACGAAGGCAGCAGAUCGCUGCCAUCGGGGGUCCUCUGCUCACCGGGCUGGAGCAGCUGCAGAGCUGGUUCACCCUGACUGCUCAGAGCCUUUUCCAGAUCAAGCGUCAGCUGGACAAACUGGGGGAGCUGGUGGUGAAGGUGACCUAUGAGAGCGACCCAAUACCCCUGCAAAAGCCUCAGAUGGAAGAGAGAGUGAAAUAUCUCAUUUACCAUCUUAUCAAGAGCUCAUUUGUGGUGGAGAAGCAGCCAUGCAUGCCCACACAUCCACAAAAACCCCUCAUCAUCAAGACUGGAGUGCAGUUCACCACCAAAGUCAGACUCCUGGUUAAACUUCCAGAAGUGGAUUAUCAGCUGAAAGUGAAAACAACAUUUGACAAGGACCUCCCCCCGGGCAGAGUAAGUCGUCAGUUUUUCAUCCUGACCAACAACACUAAAGUUAUGGACAUUGAGGACUACUCAAACGGCUGCCUCUCAGUGGAGUUCAGACAUCUGCAGCUGAAAGAGAAGAAAUACAUCAACGGCACCAAAGGGAAUGAGGGCCUGCUCUCUGUGACAGAAGAACUUCACUCUCUCAGUUUUGAGGCCUGCUUCACGGUGCAGGGCCUCACCAUCGACCUGGAGACGUGUUCCCUGCCGCUCGUUGUGAUUUCCAAUGUGAGCCAGCUUCCUGGCGGCUGGGCCUCCGUCAUGUGGUACAACCUCCUGACUGAUGAGCCGAGGAACCUGGCUUUCUUUGGGAACCCUCCUCGGGCCAGCUGGAGCCAGCUCUCUGAGGUCCUCAGCUGGCAGUUCUCCACUUUUGCUGGGCGAGGCCUCAACAAAGAGCAGCUCACCAUGCUGGGAGAAAAGCUCUUUGGUCAACAUGCCUCCUGCAGCGACUAUCAAGUCUCCUGGUCCAAGUUUUCCAAGGAGAAUAUUCCAGGGAAGCCGUUCAGCUUCUGGAUGUGGCUCGACUCGAUCCUGGAGCUCAUCAAGAAGCACCUGCUGCCGGUCUGGAAUGAGAACUACAUCAUGGGAUUUGUGAGUAAAGAGAUGGAGCGAGCUUUGUUGAAGGACAAAGAGCCAGGCACGUUCCUGUUACGCUUCAGCGAGAGCCACCUCGGCGGAAUCACCUUUACCUGGGUGGAGCACGGCGAUAACGGUGAGGUGAAGUUUAACUCUGUGGAGCCUUACACUAAAAACCGGCUCAGCGCGCUUCCGUUCGCCGACAUCAUUCGAGACUACAAAGUGAUCUCAGACGGGGUUGUCCCCGAAAACCCGCUCAAGUUCCUCUACCCCGACAUCCCCAAAGACGAGGCCUUCGGGCGGCUUUACAACAGCCAGCCCAGCAAAGUGCAUCCUUACAUCCCAUCAACCCUGAUCCCCAUCUCAGAAAUGCGCUCCAACGCGAGCACCACCCCGCGGUCGUGUCAGUCUCCGGAGCCCCCGAUGACACCUGGAGAGUUUGACAUGCUCAAUGAGCACCUGUGCUUCGACAUCGACACCAUGAGCUCUCCGUAUUCAGAGUAAAAAGAGGGAAAAAAAACAUUUGCAUCUGGAGCUUCUUUGAAUCCUUUGUCAAUAUCGUGACUCCCGUGAGGCUGUUGUUUUUACAGGGUUUGUGUUUAAUGUGUUUUUAAAGCAUAUUUUAUGUGCUUGUCCAUGAAAGAAAAGUUUGUGUCAUGAUGGUUUUGUGUCUUUUAUAUUUUUAAUGUUCCGUCAUGUUUUUCUAUAAGAAAUGUAUUGUAUAUAAAUCAAUCUGAACAUGUUUAUUGUUUUGUUUUUUUGUUUGUUUUUUGUAGUGGAUAUUAUUUUGAUACUUUAUGUCUGCAUCUGUCUCUUUCACCUGUUUGUUAUUGGCAAAAAAGUUAAAUACACGCAGUGUUUUGAUUCC